Messenger RNA from Mus pahari (shrew mouse), 5056 nucleotides. RefSeq names its product ATPase phospholipid transporting 9B (putative) (gene Atp9b). Lineage: Eukaryota; Metazoa; Chordata; Mammalia; Rodentia; Muridae. The record is from RefSeq and is a predicted model, not a curated record. Gene Ontology annotation, cellular component: plasma membrane; endosome; trans-Golgi network. Gene Ontology annotation, molecular function: ATP binding; magnesium ion binding; ATPase-coupled intramembrane lipid carrier activity. Gene Ontology annotation, biological process: retrograde vesicle-mediated transport, Golgi to endoplasmic reticulum; endocytosis; phospholipid translocation. The transcript is spliced from 30 exons. The coding region runs from base 121 to 3492 and encodes 1123 amino acids.
GGCGUCGCGCGGGGGCGGGGCGCCGCCCUAGGGUGCUUCGGCCCUGACUGGAAACUGAGUGGACUAGGCUGGGCGAUUCUGCCGAGCUGAGGCUGGUGGGGCUGGCCGGCGGGCCGGAGCAUGGCGGACCAGAUUCCCCUGUACCCGGUGCGCAGCGCGGCGGCCGCCGCGGCAGCCAGCCACAGACGUGCGGCCUACUACAGCGCCGCCGGACCCGGGCCCGGUGCCGACCGGCGCGGCAGGUACCAGUUGGAGGAUGAGUCUGCCCAUUUGGAUGAAAUGCCACUGAUGAUGUCUGAAGAAGGCUUUGAGAAUGAUGAAAGUGAUUACCAUACAUUACCUCGAGCUAGGAUAACACGGAGAAAAAGAGGACUGGAGUGGUUUGUCUGUGGAGGAUGGAAGUUCCUCUGUACCAGUUGCUGUGAUUGGCUAAUAAAUGUUUGUCAAAGGAAGAAAGAGCUAAAAGCUCGAACGGUAUGGCUCGGAUGUCCAGAGAAGUGUGAAGAGAAACAUCCUAGGAAUUCUAUCAAAAAUCAGAAAUACAAUGUAUUUACCUUUAUACCUGGGGUUUUGUAUGAACAAUUCAAGUUUUUCUUGAAUCUCUAUUUUCUGGUAGUGUCCUGCUCACAGUUUGUACCAGCAUUGAAAAUUGGCUACCUCUACACCUACUGGGCUCCUCUGGGAUUUGUCUUGGCUGUUACGAUUGCACGUGAAGCGAUUGAUGAAUUUCGACGUUUUCAGCGAGACAAGGAAAUGAAUUCACAAUUAUAUAGCAAGCUUACAGUAAGAGGUAAAGUUCAAGUUAAGAGUUCAGACAUACAAGUUGGAGACCUCAUCAUAGUGGAAAAGAACCAAAGAAUUCCAUCAGAUAUGGUAUUUCUUAGAACUUCAGAGAAAGCGGGUUCAUGUUUUAUCCGCACGGACCAGCUAGAUGGUGAGACUGACUGGAAGCUGAAGGUGGCGGUGAGCUGCACACAACGGCUGCCAGCCCUCGGGGACCUUUUUUCUAUCAGUGCCUAUGUUUAUGCUCAGAAGCCACAACUGGAUAUUCAUAGUUUUGAAGGAACAUUUACCAGGGAAGACAGUGAUCCUCCCAUUCAUGAGAGUCUCAGCAUAGAAAACACACUGUGGGCAAGCACUGUUGUUGCAUCAGGUACUGUAAUAGGUGUUGUCAUUUAUACUGGAAAAGAGACUCGAAGUGUAAUGAACACAUCCAAUCCAAAAAAUAAGGUUGGUUUAUUGGACCUCGAACUCAAUCAGCUGACAAAGGCGCUAUUUCUGGCUUUAGUUGUUCUUUCUGUUGUUAUGGUAACCUUACAGGGAUUUGCAGGCCCGUGGUACCGUAAUCUUUUUCGGUUCCUCCUUCUCUUUUCCUACAUCAUUCCCAUAAGUCUGCGAGUAAACUUGGAUAUGGGCAAAGCAGCAUAUGGAUGGAUGAUUAUGAAAGAUGAGAAUAUUCCUGGUACAGUUGUUCGGACCAGCACAAUACCAGAAGAACUUGGACGCCUGGUGUACUUACUGACAGACAAAACAGGAACGCUCACUCAGAAUGAAAUGGUAUUUAAGCGGCUCCAUCUGGGUACUGUCUCCUACGGAACAGACACUAUGGACGAAAUCCAAAGUCACGUCCUGAAUUCCUACUUGCAGGUACACUCACAACCAAGUGGGCACAACCCAAGUUCUGCUCCACUGAGAAGAAGCCAGUCCUCAACGCCUAAAGUCAAGAAGAGCGUCAGCAGUAGAAUCCAUGAAGCAGUGAAAGCCAUUGCCCUUUGUCAUAAUGUCACUCCUGUGUAUGAGGCUCGGACUGGCAUCACUGGAGAGACCGAGUUUGCUGAAGCAGACCAAGACUUUAGCGAUGAGAACCGCACCUACCAGGCCUCCAGCCCCGAUGAGGUGGCACUGGUACGAUGGACAGAGAGUGUCGGGCUCACUCUGGUCAGCAGGGACCUUGCUUCCAUGCAGCUGAAGACCCCCAGUGGCCAGGUCUUGACCUACUGCAUCCUACAGAUGUUUCCCUUCACCUCCGAGAGCAAGCGGAUGGGCAUCAUAGUCAGAGAUGAAUCCACAGCAGAAAUUACAUUCUAUAUGAAAGGUGCUGAUGUCGCAAUGUCCACCAUUGUCCAGUACAAUGAUUGGCUAGAAGAGGAGUGUGGAAACAUGGCACGAGAGGGCCUGCGAACCCUUGUGGUAGCCAAGAGGACUCUGACAGAAGAGCAGUACCAGGAUUUUGAGAGCCGAUACAGUCAAGCCAAACUGAGCAUCCAUGACCGGGCUCUCAAAGUCGCUGCGGUUGUAGAAAGCCUGGAGAGAGAGAUGGAGCUGCUGUGCCUCACUGGAGUAGAAGACCAGCUGCAAGCUGAUGUGAGGCCCACACUAGAGAUGCUGCGCAAUGCAGGGAUCAAGAUUUGGAUGCUAACAGGCGAUAAACUGGAAACAGCUACUUGCAUUGCCAAAAGCUCACACUUGGUGUCCAGAACACAAGACAUUCAUAUUUUCAGACCAGUAACCAAUCGGGGAGAAGCCCAUUUGGAGCUAAAUGCAUUUAGAAGGAAGCAUGACUGUGCACUGGUUAUAUCUGGGGAUUCUCUGGAGGUCUGCCUGAGGUACUACGAGCAUGAACUUGUGGAACUGGCCUGCCAGUGCCCUGCUGUGGUCUGCUGCCGCUGUUCACCCACCCAGAAAGCCCACAUCGUGACCCUGUUACGCCAGCAUACCAGAAAGCGCACCUGUGCCAUCGGUGAUGGAGGGAAUGACGUGAGCAUGAUCCAGGCAGCUGACUGUGGUAUUGGGAUUGAAGGGAAGGAGGGUAAACAGGCUUCACUGGCAGCGGACUUCUCCAUCACACAGUUCAGACACAUCGGCAGGCUGCUCAUGGUGCAUGGACGGAACAGCUACAAACGGUCUGCAGCACUCGGCCAGUUUGUCAUGCACAGGGGCCUCAUCAUCUCCACCAUGCAGGCUGUGUUUUCUUCAGUCUUCUACUUUGCAUCUGUACCGCUGUACCAGGGAUUCCUUAUGGUAGGGUAUGCAACUAUCUACACCAUGUUCCCAGUAUUCUCCUUAGUGUUGGACCAAGAUGUAAAGCCAGAGAUGGCGAUUCUCUACCCAGAGCUGUACAAGGACCUCACCAAGGGACGAUCCCUUUCCUUCAAGACCUUCCUCAUCUGGGUUUUGAUCAGUAUUUACCAAGCACUGAUCCUGACCGAGCUGCUCAUGGUGGCCCUGACUAUCAGGACGUGGCACUGGUUGAUGGUUGUGGCGGAGUUCCUCAGUCUGGGCUGCUAUGUUGCCUCACUUGCUUUUCUAAACGAGUAUUUUGGUAUAGGCAGAGUGUCUUUUGGCGCUUUCUUAGAUGUUGCCUUCAUCACAACCGUGACCUUCUUGUGGAAAGUGUCAGCCAUCACUGUGGUCAGCUGCCUCCCACUCUACGUGCUCAAGUACUUGAAGAGAAAGCUGUCCCCUCCCAGCUACUCCAAGCUGUCCUCCUGAGUGGGGCAUGAGGCCAGUUAGAGACUGGUGCGCUGGACAGCAUGAGGGACUGGCACUGCUGGCGGACUGAGGGCUGAGCUCACCCAGCAGUGCACUGCGUGAACAGCUACUGAGAGGAAGCGACAGCCUCAGCACAGCUGGGCAGGCUGAGUGCCUGAGUGAGUGCCAGAAGUGUAAUUUCUGCAGUGGUGGACUGCAGAAAGCCAUCCUGAUCGGGCUGCAGGGGCCGUACCUGCACGUGCCACUGCACCUCAGGAGAUGGUGGGUAACUCGUCCUCUUCAGAUGCAGUUUUGCUUUUCAGCGGACACCAUACACACAAGCCCAGGUGGCCAAGCGGUGACACUGCUGUCCUAAUUCCGUUGCAGCUAUGAAUGUAAACCAUUCCUCAAGGCACUGCUGUUGCUGAUGCACUUUCUAUCUGUAAAACCAUACUCAGAACUGUUUCCGUAGAGCUCAGCUGUCCUGUGCCGCCACAGCACCAACCACAAUGCUUUGCUUCCUGAGGAGGAGCCCCUCGUCUGAGCCUGUGAUGGCAGAGUCUCUGUCGAAGGCUGUACUGAGGGCUCAUGGGAGCUCUUUAGAGGAAUUCUGGCCUUAGAGUUAGCCCCAGGAAUUAUGCGUGCAGCUCUGCACUGUACAGUGUGUGCCUGUCACACAGUGGACCUCUUGGUCUCGGCUCCCCACACUCGGGAGCAGGCUGUGGGAGUCUCCUUUGCACUAGCUUUUUUGUAUAUGCCUGUGUUCUUCAGCUUGGCCUCCCCUCAGACUUGGGCACUAAGACCCUCAGAUCCUUGGGGAAGCACAAGCUGUGAGAGGAGCCCUGAGGAGAGCCUUAACAGACUGUGAGUGUGUGCAGGACCUCCACCCAGCUCCUUCCUGUGAGCAAAUAAAGCUGCUUCAGCCGUCCAUCCUACAAGCCUUUGACCUGAGCACCUUUGUUCUUAGUUAGCAACCUGCUGGGUGCUUGAGCAUAUUCCCCUGCCAGACAAAAGUGCAACCAGAAAAGCUGUUUCUUCCAUUCUCCACACGGUGUCACUGUUUGCUGACAGUUAACAGGCAGGUUUCCUCUCUGCUCAAAGAGGGAGCCCAGAGCAGCUUGUCUGAUCAUUGCCCUCAUUGAUACAGUGUGAAUUAAGAAAGUGCCAGAAGGCUAUGAGCUGAGGCCACAGGGCCAGGGUCAGGGCGUAGCCUGAGUGCAGGGCACUCAUCCACCUGUGUGCUGGUUAGAAGGGGAAUACACAGGAAGCUAACAACAUGCUUGUCAAAAGUUACAGAAAGCCUCACAAGACAGUACCAUGAACCUCUGCGGUUCAGCUGCAGACCUUCCCACGGUGGUGGAUAUGGAACAGGAGAAGGAGUCAGGCUUUAAGACUUGAGAAGUCAAGAUGCACCAAGUCCUAGUUAGAAGCUGUAGGAAGCCAGUGUGGUUUCUCAUCUAUGAAAUGAACACCAUCUGCCCCUCAGGAUGCCGCUGUUGGGUCACAUGAGACAAGGAUGGGAGGAUGUCAUGGUCAGAUGCCUGGCACAUAGUGACUCAGGAGUACUGAAGAAAACAACUGCUUA